Molecule: messenger RNA, 904 nt
Organism: Tinamus guttatus (white-throated tinamou)
Lineage: Eukaryota; Metazoa; Chordata; Aves; Tinamiformes; Tinamidae
Source: RefSeq, a predicted model, not a curated record
CUGCCCCGCGAUGCUCCUGCUCCUGCUGCUCCUCGGGGCCACCCUGCUGCGCCCCAGCGGCAGCUCCUACCAGCACCCCUUCUACAACGGCUUCUACUACAACCACAUGAUGAACGACAAGGGCGACGGCCAUGAGAACGUGGUUUACUUCAGUGUGGCCAAACUGAUGGUGGAGACCCCCAAAGACCCUGUCUACAGCUCCAGUGGCGCCAAUGUCACCCUGCCCUGCCACUACCACUACGAGCCUGAGCAGGAGGCCAAGAGCAAGAUCCGCAUCAAGUGGUCCAAGCUGCGCGAUGACUACACCAAGGAGCAGGAUGUGCUGGUGGCCAUCGGCAAGACCCAAGUGGCCUUCGGGGACUUCAAGGGCCGCGCGAGCUUGCGGCGGAACGGCCGGCGCGAGGCCUCGCUCGUGGUGAGCGACCUGCGCCUGCAGGACGGCGGCAAGUACCGCUGCGAGGUGAUCGACGGGCUGGAGGACGAGAGCAACGUGGUGGAGCUGCGGCUGCAAGGCGUCGUGUUCCCCUACCAGCCGCGGCGCGGGCAGUACCAGCUCAACUUCGCCGAGGCCGAGCGCGCCUGCCGGGAGCAGGGCGCCGUGGUGGCCUCCUUCAGCCAGCUGCUGCAGGCCUGGCGCGAGGGGCUGGACUGGUGCAACGCGGGCUGGCUGGCGGGCGGCUCCGUGCAGUACCCCAUCGCGCGCCCGCGCGAGCACUGCGGCCGCAAGGACACCCCCGUGGGCGUGCGCAGCUACGGCUACCGGCACAAGGACAGCGAGGACCACCACGCCUUCUUGGCCAUCAGCCCCCUGAGAGCCAUGUCCUACCCCAGGGUGCUUCCCAGGUGCUGGAAUCUUGGGGAAACCCCCAGGCACCUCCGGCAGCACCUCUGGGUGCUUCGCUGA